CUCAGGUGAUCUGCCCGCCUCAGCCUCCCAAAAUGCUGGGAUCACAGGCAUUAGCCACCACACCUGGACAGAAAUGUCUUUUUACAAAGGGCGCAAUCCCCAGCCCCUGCUUUUCCCUGCAGGAGCUGACUCAAUGCUCCCCUGACUGAGAGCCCCUCAGCCCCAUGGCUAUGACCUGCUACCCACAGACAAAGAGAGGCCAUCAGGGGCUGAUGAAACACAGAAGCAGGAAGUGGCUGGGAGCAGCCAGGGAUGGGGGUUCCCACGGGAGAGGAGCACCUCAAGGAAGAUGCCCACGGGGGCACAGGUGGUCAGGGCUUGGCCUAAGGACCAGGUUGCCAAGCGGAGCACAUCCCCACAGUCGGCACUGGAGAACGGGAACCCAACCUAGGGUACGGGUUGCUUCACCCCCUCGUGGACCUCCCCCUCAGCUGGGGUGCGGAGGCUAAGCCUGGGGGCCCAGUUGUCCCUGGUCCCCAAGCAGUAGCCCCCUCUGCCUCCAGGGUGGGCCUGGAGCAGGAGGGGGGCUCUGCCUGGGGGCCGGGCUCUCUGGGGCCGCCGUCGCGCCGCCCCCUCCUCGCGCCGCAUACCUUGCCCACAGCCGAGCAGCUGGGAGGCUAUUUAUAAAGGCGGGUGAGAUCAGCGGCCGGCCGAGGCUAUAAAUUCACAGGCCGCAGCCAGGCCCCACAGGAGCAGCCGCCCGGGGCACCGGAGCUGCGGGCUGCGCAGCCGGGAUGAGCGCGAGCACGGGCGGUGUUGGGGGCAGUGGCAGUGGCGGCGGCGGCAGCGGCAGCAGCAGCAGCAGCAGCAGCAGCAGCUCACAGGCCUCCUGCGGGCCCGAGUCUUCAGGCUCUGAACUAGCCCUGGCCACGCCGGCGCCUCAGAUGCUGCAGGGGCUUCUGGGCUCUGACGAUGAGGAACAGGAAGACCCCAAGGAUUACUGCAAGGGUGGCUACUACCCUGUGAAGAUUGGCGACCUGUUCAAUGGGCGGUACCACGUGGUGCGCAAACUGGGCUGGGGCCACUUCUCCACUGUCUGGCUCUGCUGGGACAUCCAGCGCAAGCGCUUUGUGGCCCUGAAAGUGGUGAAGAGUGCAGGGCAUUACACGGAGACAGCUGUGGAUGAGAUCAAGCUCCUGAAAUGUGUCCGAGACAGCGACCCCAGUGACCCCAAAAGAGAGACCAUUGUCCAGCUCAUUGAUGACUUCAGGAUCUCAGGAGUCAAUGGAGUCCAUGUGUGUAUGGUGCUGGAGGUGCUGGGCCACCAGCUCCUCAAAUGGAUCAUCAAGUCCAACUACCAGGGCCUGCCUGUGCCCUGCGUGAAGAGCAUCGUGAGGCAGGUGCUGCAUGGCCUGGACUACCUCCAUACCAAGUGCAAGAUCAUCCACACGGACAUUAAGCCCGAGAACAUCCUGCUAUGUGUGGGGGACGCCUACAUCAGGCGCCUGGCUGCUGAGGCCACGGAGUGGCAACAGGCAGGGGCGCCGCCCCCUUCCCGCUCCAUAGUCAGUACUGCCCCCCAGGAGGUCUUGCAGACCGGUAAGCUGUCCAAAAACAAGAGGAAGAAGAUGAGGCGCAAACGGAAACAGCAGAAGCGGCUGCUGGAGGAGCGGCUGCGGGACCUGCAGAGACUGGAGGCCAUGGAGGCCACGACCCAGGCUGAGGACUCUGGCUUGAGACUAGACGGGGGCAGCGGCUCCACCUCCUCUUCAGGUUGCCACCCCGAGGGCGCCAGAGCAGGUCCCUCCCCAGACUCUUCCUCCCCCGCCCCGGGGGAUGGUCGUAGCCUCAGCCCCGGCUCACAGACCUCAGGUUUCUCUGGCUCCCUCUUCUCUCCUGCCUCCUGCUCCAUCCUCUCCGGCUCAUCCAAUCAGCGAGAGACCGGGGGCCUCUUGUCACCUAGCACACCAUUCGGUGCCUCGAACCUCCUGGUGAACCCCCUGGAGCCCCAAAAUGCAGAUAAGAUCAAGAUCAAGAUCGCAGACCUGGGCAACGCCUGCUGGGUGGUACGCGCAAGCCUGGGAGAGCAGAGUGGGGGGCCCUGGUCCAAGGGUGGAGGCACAGGGCCACUCUUGGGGAGCCCUGCCCCAGCCUGCAGUGCACAUGAACCAUUGGCUAGGUGGGCAUGGGUCCUGCCCAGUCAACAGCACCGGGGCUGUGGGCAAGGGCAGGGGCCAUUAGGAAAGGGUCGGCCUCAGCCUCAGAUCACUGGGCCUGUCCCUCUUGGAAGAUCUGGGGACCCCGAGGCUCAGAGCAAGCCCCACCGAGCUCCUUGGGUAGGUGGAUCGGGGUGGGGUAGGAGUCCGUGGGGGCGGGCCAGCCUUGGCCCUGGCUCCUGUCCCCAGGGCUCCCCUUGCCUCCAGCACAAGCACUUCACAGAGGACAUCCAGACUCGGCAGUACCGGGCCGUCGAGGUGCUGAUUGGCGCCGAAUAUGGCCCCCCAGCAGACAUCUGGAGCACAGCCUGCAUGGCCUUCGAGCUGGCCACUGGUGACUACCUGUUCGAGCCACAUUCUGGAGAAGACUACAGUCGUGACGAGGACCACAUAGCUCACAUCGUGGAGCUUCUGGGGGACAUCCCCCCAGCCUUCGCCCUCUCAGGCCGCUAUUCCCGGGAGUUCUUCAACCGGAGAGGAGAGCUGCGGCACAUUCACAAUCUCAAGCACUGGGGCCUGUACGAGGUGCUCAUGGAAAAGUACGAGUGGCCCCUAGAGCAGGCCACGCAGUUCAGUGCCUUCCUGCUGCCCAUGAUGGAGUACAUCCCCGAAAAGCGGGCCAGUGCCGCUGACUGCCUCCAGCACCCCUGGCUCAACCCCUAGGCCCGGCCACGGCUCCACCUCCAGCUCUCCGUGCCUUGAGGGAAAAGCGGCACAACUCUCACCACCCUUCUGGGCGCCAGCUCCCCACAACCGCAGGGCAGAAGAGACGCUGGAGCCAGGCCCGGCUCUCAGAGCGUGUUCUGCCUGAGACCCCCAGGUGGGCCCUUGGAGAAAGUGUGUGUGUUCCUUUCUUAAUAAAGCGUGGACUGAA
Molecule: messenger RNA, 3030 nt
Organism: Cercocebus atys (sooty mangabey)
Lineage: Eukaryota; Metazoa; Chordata; Mammalia; Primates; Cercopithecidae
Gene: SRPK3
Product: SRSF protein kinase 3
Exons: 15
Coding region: 735-2819 (694 amino acids)
Biological process (GO): regulation of mRNA processing; protein phosphorylation; spliceosomal complex assembly
Molecular function (GO): ATP binding; protein kinase activity
Source: RefSeq, a predicted model, not a curated record